CAAAUUUGUUGCGAUUCUAUUCCCUGGUCGUAAAGAUACCUUGAUGAGGCGAGUGUUGGGCGUUGCAAUGUGCCAAGAAUAAUCAUCGUAGUAUUUGACACCGCAACCCCCGAUCGAACAAGGUGAAGGUCCAUGCCGGGCUCGUGUCGAGCAAAAUGUUUGAGUUUUAACAACUUUGAGACAGUCUACAACAUGUUAUUUGCAAGAAGCUGCGUUCCGGUUUUGUUCUUCUCCAAGGAGAGGCGAUAUUUCUUCCUGAUGGAAGAUUCUCGUUGCCGGGUUCUUCCCUCGCCUGUGGUAUUCUUGUGGUGCUUGGCACUGUGUAUUGCGUCGUGCGCCAGUGAAGUAAUUGCAAUUGCAGCUGCUCCUCCUGCCAGCACGUCGACGACCCCGCUGCAGCGAAGCGAGAUCUUGAGCCAAAGUGAUCUGCACCGCAACGACGAGCAGGAGCCAUCAGCUAUUCGUGAGUAUGAAUUUGAUUACGACGACAUCCUUCGCCUUUUGGCAAUAGAAAAGUUCCGCACGACCGAAUCUUUUCGGUAUGCCCUGGCGAGUGGGGACGCAAGCGUUCGCUUUCGUGCGGAGUCGAUCCCGAUGGUGACUGGGUCGCAGCGGGCUUACAUCUUGAAGCAGUUCAGAAAGAAGUUUUCUGCUUUGUCCGGCGACAGGGUUUUACCUUCCGAACAAGCAGAGAUAGACCUGCAGGAUGUAAUAGCCCUAGAGAACGCCGGACGUGAAAAUGCGACGGGAGUAGAAGUUUUGACUGCGCCUUGUCUUCGACGCCGGGACCAACCUCCUCAAGACUUGCUCGGCUCGUUGCGAUAUUACGCUUUGCUGUAAUACAAUGCAACCCGAUUAUUAUGUCGCCAUGCUUGACUUUCCGCUGUCGACCGAGUGUCGGAAUGGUACGAGCAAAGAAAUAAAGUUGCAGGUACGGCUGCCGCAAACUAGAAAUACUAGAUGUAGAUACGUAGUAUGGGAGCGUCAGGAUCGAAAUCGACAAAAUCGUAAAAAAAUUAUGGCAGUCCUUGGCGGGGGCCUUCAGGGCGCCCCCUCCGGGACCCCUUUCGAUUCUGACACACUCAAGCAUACCGUCGCGACUAGCUCAAAAAGGUCCGAGUGUGUCAGAAUCGAAAUGCGAAAUCCCGGCACCCCUCCAGGGAGCCCCUGGAUUUUUUUUCGAUUUUGCGAAUUUCGAUCCUGACGCGUCCAUACGUAGACAAAUUGAGUUACACUCAAAGUCAGAGUAAAACUAAAAUCGCGAUCCGUGCUUUUGCUUUUACUUCACGCACUGGCCGCGACGUUCUGUCGCUGGCCUUGCGCGGAAUUUCGAUUUAGCACCCACAAGCACGUCCACGCGUCGUGGGGGUGUUUCUCGUCCAACAUGCAGCGCUCCUUCACAUAACCAUAAGUGAGAGUUUGCGGAUAGUACCUGAAACGAGGCAGAAUUCUGUGCGUGCUAAGGUGUGUGUGCUUCACCUCUUUGCGUUUGCCUCACGCAAGGGGAGAGCAUGUGUUGCGCCAAAACUAGCACCAACAGGAGCGCGUGCACGUGCUCAAAGACAAUGAAUGCAUUAUAUUAAAAGUGUCCUCAGCGGCAACGGCAUGACGGAAAAGUCCAGUCCUUCCUGAUAUUCUGUCGCGUUCGCGGAGCGAUUCAUAGCCGGAUUUCCUUCGCGGGGAAACCAGAGGCGAGGAGAAAAAACGGAUUCCAUCACAUGCACGAUUGACUUCCUAAGGAGGGGUUUGUUUCCUGGCGUGAAGUUUCUCCGCCGUGUUGUUUCCAGCUUCAGGUAUGAGAAGGACCCCAACGCACGGAAAAACCUAUUUGCUGGUGCCAAACAGCUUGUUGCGGUAUGGAAGGCGUGUUUGGCGCUGGAAGCGGCGGUCGGGAAGGGGAAUGAAAGAACAGAUAGUGGUUGUGAAAGUUCCCUAUCUACAACUCCGACGAAAAGAAGUAGUCCGCUCCCGGUUGAUGUUGAGGUCUCUACCGCUCAUGGUGACCCGGUUGUUGAGGAGCAAACGUAUCAAAGUCUGGAGGAGGCUCAGAGCGAGAUUGCCGCGGUGCAGGAGCAAAUUGAAGAACAAGAGGCUGAUGAAACAAGAAAUGGCCAGCACGGAGCGGCGAAGCGUGUGCCUUUUCAUCUUGGAGAUGAAACAGAGGAUGCAGCGAUGGAUGAUCCGGAGCAUUCGAUCAAGAUUUUGGCCACCAGUCUGGUGGACUACGAAUGGCUACACGGUCUGCAUGCAGCUGCACUCCCGUCCGUGAGGCAUGAGCAGAGCGGCGCGCCGUCAACAGCGACCACCAGCAACAAAUAUUACGCUGACGAGGAGCAGCACUCAUCUUCAUUCUCGUCGUCGUCGUGGGCACAUGAUUUACAAAAGUCCUGCAAGCGAAAGGUUCAAGUCGUGCCUUUUUUGAUUGACAUCGCCGCCGUUCAGAUCGAAACUGUUGCCGCUGCGGUAGAGCGAAGCGCGGCGGAUCUGGUGCUCUUUCUGAGUCCAUUCCUUUCCGAAGCACCGCCAGCUGGAGUGGCUUGCAGUUUGAUCGACGAUUACUUGGAUGAAUUUCAGUCGCGCCAAAUAAAUGAACAUAGAGCUCGUGGACAUGAUCUACAAGUAGAGCCGGAUAUUAUUGUCCUCUAAAAAAGUACUUUUGACUAUCGUGAUCGUACUUCCAUUGCUACAGAGAGGACGCAUCGCUACCUUUUUACGACCUGGACAAGCAGGAGCUUUGACCAGAGCCAUUCGCUCUUUCUGAAAAAAUGUCAUGCCAUCUGUUUUCUUGUUCUUCCGAUAUUCUGAGAGCGACGCUUUUAAGUACUUUUGCGAGGCAUAAAGAAGACACUGGAGCAGGAGGAGGUCGCGCGCGGCGACUCGAUCGACGUCGACCCGUCUGGCAGCGAGAAGACGAAGCAGGCAGGAGACGAAGCUCCACCUGUUCGGACGAAGUUGAGAAGUGACAAAAAUGUUCCUGCAGUGGUGGCGGGCCUCUGCCGCAUGCAAACUCGUCGCAGCACGGCUUCCGGUCGUCCCGGUGUUACGGGCAUGGAGUGGCCUACCCGGGAGGUGACAUGGCAAGACUGGCGUCUCGAGUUUGGUCCCUCGGGAAGCCAUUUCCCACCGAAGAAAUUGAUCCUGUCGCACCAGUGGCUGGAAAGCUCUACUACCAGCGCUACACGACUGAUGCCAGCAGAACUGUUUCAGCAGUUUUUGCAAGACGCGUUUGCUGGAGCUGGCGCUGGACAGCAUGCUCCUCGUGGAGACACAAAUAAAAGCGAGAAUGUCUCCGCACCCGAGAGGGAAAAAGUGCCGGGCUCGCCGGAUCGUGAACGUGGCCAAUCCGAAAAAACAGAAGAUGAGCAGAGCAAGAUGAUUCGAAGGGUUUGCGAGGAGACCUUUGAGAUAUCCCCAUAGAAGCGUCAGCGUAUUAUCCAUUCUACAUUAAGAUUAACAUUCAAGAUGAAGAUGGUACUUCUACUAACGGAGCUGCUGGCGCUGCGCAUUCGAGAUGCCAUUCAAAGAAGAGUUGUAAAUCCGAAUGGCGCUGGGAGCGGGUGUCCACUAAAUGAUGAUGAUGAUGAUGAUUCUCAUGGGUAGAUAUUAGAAGAGCAUACUGGAGCUGCCGUGUCAUGAAUUCCAGACUUCUCCUGAUUAGAGCCGAAUGAAAAUUCUCGCAAUCACAAACAAGAACAGCGCCGUAUCUUCUGCUUCAGACUUGUACAUUAACAUUUCUAUAUGCAUUUGCAGAUCAUCAUCAUCGUAAGUACAAGAUAUGCUCCCUGAAAGCUAGGCUGUGGGUGAUACUGACGCUUUUGUAGAGAAUAUCAGAACAGUCUCCCCUUUGAUGAUGUCCGUGGAAAAUACCCGAACGUAUCCAGGAAAAAACAUGCAUCCCACCAGUUUUUGCAUGGCAAGGGCAACCACUGGAAAUUAUGCACGUUUUGCACGACAGUGACGAACUGGAUGGAAAUGGGUGUUUUUUCCUGGAUAGAACGGGAUCUACUUCGGAAGUCCUGGGAUGAUCCAGAAAAUCUGUGCUGGAGCUCCGCAGUAUUUUCAUCUUGCGAGGAAACAGCUGAAAAAGAACGAUGAAGGAUUCUUUUCCUCCCUUGGUGAGGAGCUCCCGUGGCGGGGGCAUCCCAAAAGCAGCACGACCAUUACUUCUUCUAGUACCGCAAAAAAAGAUGAUCGCGCGUUGGUGCUCGCGGAGUUCAUUUUGGAGAUGGAUCUCUUUUUCUUGGGUAUCAAAGGCCUGGACUUGCAGUUUGUAUCAGCGAUGAGCCUCCACGUCCGGCCGGGUCCAAGUUCUCCCAACGCUGGCGCUCGGUCACCGAGGAGAAGUUUUGUUGAAGACGUCGAUUUAUUGAGGUACGGGGACGAUGCCAAUCAUAACACGUCGGCGGGGGCCGCAUCUUUGUUAGCAUCGGCGUCCUCUUCGUCCGACUCCGUUGUUCUCUACACUUACUACAACGCAUGGCCGCCGACUCGCGCGUUGGGGUUACUUGAGCAGCAGGAUAGAGUUCUGCCGUUUCUGGAGAACCGUAUGUCAUUUCAACCAGACUUUCGGGCGUCCGGCAUAUGCCUGCGAGAGACCGAAAGUUACCUGGGACUGCUGGCGCACCGGGGCGUAAGUGCCCGCUUUGCUGUCAAGUACGGCGUCGAUAACUUCAGCGUAGACCACGACGGGGCCGCCGCCGCUGGUCACCAACACCAGAGUGCUGGUGCGGCUUCGGUAUUCUUUAGCAGGACAAGUGGUCAAUCGAAAACACAUCACUCCUCGCGCUACCAGGGACCUCGACCUCUUUCUCAUCGGCUUGCCAAGCAGGAGGAGCAAGCAUCUCCUUCACCCGCCCAACAAGAAGUUGAUACUGUCGCGGAGAGCAGAGCCACACGCUCGUCGGGCAUCGUGCUCGGACGCUUUGCGCGCGGAAUGGGGCGGUGUCUAAUGUUGUUCUACCGCAGGAGAAGUAGGCAGCAUCGAUCAAGAAUUACAACAAGCGCGGCCAGCGGGAAGUUAAACAUGGAGCAUGGGCAACACAUCCAGGAAGAGGAACAAUCUAUCCUGGGUCUUCUCGUUGCCUUCUUCGAAUGCCUUGCAUACGAACACACGGUUCGCAUACCGCCCUUUGAAUUUGAUGCGACCGGGCAACAGCUACUGGAUCCCGACGCGACGGCGCAGCUCCUGUCUUGCGAAAACAGGCCGGUAGCCAGUGAAACGCUCAGCGAGAUAGCAGGACCCUCGGCGUCAAAGCCAAAAGGAAGUGGAGUAGUUGACUCUGAGCUUAUUAUGCUGAAUCCGCUCUGCUAUCUUACGGUGCCAGACACUCGCGCGGGAGGGGGUGCUGAGUACCACCAGGCGCAGGUCGAUUCUUUUCGGCAAGUCAUGGAGAAGUUGGUGCUUCCAAAGCCAAGCGGCGUGACGCGGCACCCCGAUGCCCCGGAUGAGGUAAUAUGGUGGCACCCAAAGGCCUUUCACGCACGCAGACUGGCUCGGAUGAAUAAUGAAACGGAAAGAAGCGCUCCUUAUCAUUUUACUCGCUUCGGUUCAGCAUCCGUUUCGUAUUCUUCCGCGGCCGAUGAAGCUGCAGCUUCGUGGGAGGACGGUUUGGCGAUGCCCGUGCCACCCAGUGUAUUCGUUGUCGGGCCCCAAUUGCUGACUGGCUCAUCGGAACCAUUGGUAGACUUACGGCUGGAACGCAAAAGCCAGAGACAAAUAAAACUCCAGGUCCAAGAAGAACAAGCAGCCCAAGAACGUCGAGGCAAGACCAACGACGAGCCCUUGUUCGAGGAAACGCCACGGCGUGGCAAGCUCGAGUUGCUCGAAGCAGCCGAGGAACUAGUGUGGUACGAUGGACAGACGCACAUGAAUGCCCAUGCUUACGUGCAGUUUUCCCUGCAGUUGUACGCACGGUUUUUCUAUCCAGUGCAAAGUUAGUUUUUGUUUCGUACAGGUACGUAUGAUUGCGAUAUUUUGCAUGAUAAUGAAUAUGAAUUCACUUCCUUCCAUGAAGAUGAAUCCGCAUUGCCGUCAAUUUUGAAAUUGUUGAAUCUGAGUAGCAAAAUAAUUAGCCGACGACGCGCCUGGAUCAAAAAUAAAAAACGGUGACGACGAGCCUGGAUCACCUCCCUUUCCGAUCUGAUGCCGUUACUGAUUUUUCUCGCAGUUUUAGCUUUGUGAUUUGUAGUUUAAAAAAAAAAAUGGGAUCGGAUUUUUUCGGAACUAUCUAAACUGAGAACGGAACCAACAGCCACCACACCGCGGCGCUUCGCACUUGUCGCCAUUCAGUUUCUUUUCGUAUAUGUUGUUUUUUUUUUUUGUUCUCUUCAGCUAGCUUCAAGCUCGUUUUCUUCUUCAAGUUUUGUUUUCUCUUUUUCUCUCUAUCCAAAAUAGAUAUUCUCUCUUUCCUUCUUCUCUUAGAGGAGACAAAAUUUGCGGUAUUUGCGUCCGCCCCGCGCCAUUCGUUUGCCACGGCCCCCGUCCUCGCCCCGUCUAUGUGUGUUCUUCUUGCUGAUGGUUGGCGUCCCGCGGAUAUGCGCGGGUGCCAGCGGCGGCGGCAAACUUCCAGGGGUUUCUCCUAUUAGAGGCGUAGGCCAGGAAAGUUAGCCCCUAUGCGGGGCUAAACGGUCAGGCGCUACCUAGCUCCCGAUGCUGGGGAGACGCGCGGCGCGCUGUUCUCAUGAUCGAUGGAAGAAGGCCGAUGCGGCCUCCCAGUGGCGGAAGUUGGGGCGCCCUUUUUUGGGCCGAUUAGCUUUACAGCAGUGGGGCAUAGAUAUGCCCCUCCGCCCAGUCUUAGCUCCAACGCCGGCAGUUUUUUCGCAGUCUUCCGUGCCCCAGGGCUCCUUGGAUGUGGUUGCCACAUCCAAGAAAGGAGCUCCUUCUUGGGUGCGGAAGACUGCGGGCUAACCGAUGGAAAGGCAAACAGCCCCAUUGCCGUUGCUGGGAAGCCGUGGCAGGCUCGGCCCCUUUGUUGAUGGUGACCCUGCUUGGCUAUAGAAACAACAUCAAGAAAAACGCCGCGCAGCGACAGGAGGGUGCGCAAGAGAGGGCUACCGCGGGCCUUAGGCCUCCCUCGCUCAGGGAUUUGCUUUGCUUUGAAAGUCGCCACGCGUCUAGCAGACAGCCGAGAUGGCUCGGCCGCCUGUGCGCUGGUCGCCCGGCCGGGGCUUCUCGGACAUUUCUCCGUUUCCGUUUCCGCAUCUGUUUCACGGCUUCGGGUUCCGUUCAUUCUCAGUCUCGCCCCUUUUUUAAAAAAAAAACACGAGAGGAGGCGGGGAAGGAUCCAAGAGUCGCGAAAUAUUUCCGCUCUCAGUUUAGACAGUUCCAAACAAAGCCACAUCCAAAAAAAUAGCAAAAUAAUUAGAUAAGACGCAGCUUUUUCUACGAGUACGAGAUGGAGAUCGAUAUUUUUGCAAUGCAUAUUUUUCGCAUGACGGGCGCAGGUGGGAGCGGCCUCCGCGAAAGUGUAUGAGACGAGUGCACGAUCCCCUCUCCUCCUCGUUUGUCACGCAAGAACGCGACUCGAGUCGUUGCCUUCUGCUUUUCGCACUGCUUGCGUGACCAGCUCCAUGAUUGGGCCAAACAUUACUACGACGCGCUUGAUGCAUGUAAUAAAUUUAUUGCGGCGCACAAUUUAAGAACCCAAACAGCACGUCGAGGAGCACUGCAAAUCUGCAUCUUGCUGACCACGCUUGUCGUGUUCGUGUUGACGCUGCCCAUGGCCUCGAAAUGAGGAGCAGGGGGAAAGCGCCGGCGAGUGACGCACUCUCAUAAAGCGAGUGGUCCUUCCUAAAGUACGCGGGUCUGGUGGGUCUUCCCAGUGUGCAAAGUGAGCUCGUGGAAGCGUACCAAUUUGUUUCGAACUGGUGGCGAUCUCUCAGCCACGAAGUCCCCGGGGUCGUGCGUGUGGAAAACAUCGUCGUGCCGUACAAGAUGACCAAUCUAGACUUGUUGCGUCAGCGGGAUCAGCCGCAGCCUUGGGAAGACGACAUUGACGUGAUGCUUACCUCCGUCUUGCAUUGGGAAGAAAUGGAAGUGAAUCAGCAUGGUGCUGCGGUUCCGGUUCCGCCGCAGGUUCUGGAGCGCCGGAAGAGUCAGUACCGCGGCUGGCACAGCGUCGCCGAGUGUCUGAUGACUCCGGACGGAGAUCGGCAUCCGCUUUUGAAUCAUGACGGGGAAGAGGUCGCGGCUCCAGCACAACCUGGCGGCGACUUGCCAGCGGUCGAAGAGCAGGAUGAGCAUCUUGUUCCCUCGCCAUGCGAGCGCAACUCUACGUUCCACCGCGGGCAGCGGCUGGCGCAGACCAUGCAGUUCUUCCUCCGCUACUUUCGGCACUGGUUUCGGUAUGGCUACAUUGGCACGCUAGGCAACGGGUACAUCCACUUGCGAAAAAUGUCCGCAAUCGCGAUCCCCGUGGAUAUUCAGGUCCGGCUGUAUGAACCCCCCGGGCGCUACGUACCUGCGGGCCUGCUCUACGGGUGUCCAAGUGCACAACUCCAGCCCCCCCUCGUCGACCCCCUCAUUUAAAGGGCAAGACCAGCAAUAAAAUAUAAAGUAGAAUUCAAUCCGCACCACGACUUGCAGUACAAUUCAGGGCGGACAAGAUUGUACUAGUAGUGCUGAUGUUUCGGUUCCCGAACCCGAAACUUGUUGUUAUACGAAUAAUCCGCUAAAUAGUGCCAAAAGUGACACCAGGGACCGCGAGUGCAACAGUAUUUGGUAUUUUGCAUAACAAACGAGGAGGGUCGGUGUCGGGGGAGUUGUGCACUCCCAUAAGCGGGCGCCAGUGCACAUUCACCCCGAGCGUUUUCUCGAUCUCACCGCGUGGUAUAUCCCGGGUAUCCCUUUGAUGACCUGGAAGAGCUUCCUAUUCCCUGAAACUUGACCAUCCCCAUCCACUUUUUGCCUCGUACAUACAUACCGCAUCACUUCAUGUCAUUGUAUGCUAAAUACAAAUUGGAUACGCGGCAUGGUUAGUUUUUAGGGGAUACUUCCCUCAGUGCAAGGUCCCAAAGUUCCGAGCUCACCCUGCUUGUGUUAUGCAAUGCAAAAUACUUAAGCAUCGUACUUGAUGUCUACCUAGAGUUGCAAUCAAAAAUUUAAUUCUUCCACGACGAGGACCAGAAAAAAUGCCUUUUGCAAUGAUCAUUUGCCUCGUUAGGCCAUAGUACAGAUCUUUCAUGCAUGACAUGAGCGGCAACUAGCACGAGAACUGGGAGUGCGAUGUUUAUUUUGCAUUGGAUAUGUGUGAAGGAACUGCAACCGCGCUCGAAGGACAUGCAUAUGUAGUGGUGCUACAGCUGCAGUUGCAGUGGUAGUGGAUUGGAUGUUGGAUAUAUCGAGACAAAAAACCCACUUCCCUUCGGCUGCAGCAACAGCAACUACAGGCUGACGCUUUUAAUGACUCUCCCCAUGCCUGUGGUUCUUUGUCUUUCUACCUCCAUAACCAUAAGUAGCCACAAGGACCAGGAUGAAGAAACAAGAAAGGUAGAGAAAAAAACAACAAGUACGACGAAGACGGGGCGGCUCUCGUUCCUACAUUGAAGACAU
This is a messenger RNA of Amoebophrya sp. A120, 9550 nucleotides long. NCBI's taxonomy places the organism in Eukaryota, Dinophyceae, Syndiniales, Amoebophryaceae. The record is from the annotation of a GenBank genome assembly.